AUGGUGUUACAAAUAAAAGUCAAAAGGCUUACCGAAUAUCAAAUUAAGCAACAUGAACAACAUGUCCUUAAAGAAUUGAUUGCUAUCAGUGACCAACCUAAACUACUUUUAGGUCCAUUAGAUAAGUUCCCUGAAGAAACUGUUCCUGUACCCGAUUAUGCAAAGAUUUUGCCAGAUGUAAAUGUUUCUAACAUCAAUCAUAAUGAAAAAAAGGAUAUAUUAGAGUACCCAAUGAUGAUGAAGGAUCCUUUAGGCGAAAAAAAAAUCGAUAAUAAUGGUUUACUAUUAAAUUCAAGGAAAUAUCUUUUUAAUACUUUUAAAUUCGAAGAAUAUUACCAUAAAACUACAUUCGUUUUAUUGGAUGAUCUCUUACAGAUCUUAAAAUAUGAUAAAUCCAAAUCUAAAUUUAAAUUGGAAUUCCCACAAUUACUUUUAUUAACACCUACUGAUGAAGAAUUACGCUUAAUCAGAGAAAAUCUACCAAUUAUAUCAAAUGAUAUUGGCGGUAAUAAUUUAAGGAAUUAUGAAUUUUUAACGGCUAGGUCUGCCUUUAUUCAAUUUGGAGCAUCUGUGAUAUUAUGCGGCUCACGUCUAAUCGAUGAUUAUUGGGAGCAGGCAGCAACUGCUGCCAACCUAACAAAUCAUCAUAGAGUUUUUAAAAUUUCAAAAAAAAUGAUUAAUUUAUUAUCCACUUUAAGACCAAUCAGAAGUAAAAAAAAUUCAUUGACCUUAAAAAAAUCAAAAUCUGAUAGUCUUGAAAACCCUUAUUCUUCAAUAGUAGAACAAGCUUCUGAACAAGUCAGAAAAGAAUAUCAGGAGGCAUUUACACGAGGUGAGCCUUUCUCUACAGUUGUUCCCGGCCAAUCUAUAACGGGAUCUUUAGAAAUCACUUCUCAAUUUAGAAUCCCAAAAUAUCAUAAUAAAAACUCAUUUCAACAAGCACAUUCUGCAAGAGCAAUGAAUAAACCCAUUGGGCUUCCAGAUCAACGUCUACCCUCUACACAACAACCUGAUACUAGCCUUAAUGAAAAUGAACAUGAAGGAACUGCAGAAACGCAACUAAGUACAAUAUCUACCGCUAUGAAUGAGUCACAAAUGGACCAAAUGUCCACUGCCUCUGCAUUUGAUCAAAUGGGUAAAGAAGGCUCUUCAAAUUCACUUUCAAUUCCAACACCUAUUCAAGCAAAGGCGAUGAAAAAUAUAUUAAGUGGUAAUAAUUCAUUUAAGGAUAUAGUAUUAGAUACUUCUAAUACUGAUACGCACAACUACGAGAGUUAUAAUAACGAUACUUCGAAUCCAGAUACUAAUAUACCGAUCAAUAAUAACAACAAUACUCAUACUAGUAAUAUUAAUAAUGAUGAUGACGAUGACGAGAAUGAUGAUAGCAAUGUAAAUACUGCUACCGUUACUCCAAGUCAUAUGGUUGAAAAUAAUGAUCCAAAUGUAACCAAUUCAAGCGUAGUAUCCCAAUUUCCUUCACAAUCUAUUGGUCUUCUUAGUAGUGCUACAACACCAUUAAAUCCGCUUGGGACAAUAACUUUAGUUUCACAUACAAACCAAUUUUCUUUAAAUAUCAAUGGUUGGAAGUUUGAUACACUACCGUUACAAUCACCUGAAAUAAAACGUUCUUCAUAUUCUUCAAAGGGUUUACCAUUUUAUAAUAGAAAUACAAUUGCACAUAGAUUAAAAAAAUUAACGCCACAUCAAAUUAAGGAAGUUGAACAUUUACAUGAUUCAGUUAUGUUAAAUACAGGAUUGCAACUAGCAAGAGACGUUAGAAAUAAUAGAUGGAUAAAAUAUUGGCAAUUCAAAUCUGGCGUCCCUGUUGGAUUACUUCAAAGUCAAGUUGAAGAAUUCAAAAGAGAUUAUUUUUCUGAGAUGUUAAAACAGACAAAAUCAGAAACAGUUUAUAAUCCAUUAACCAAUACAGAUGAAAUUACAAAGACUACUAGAAUACCUAAUGCAAAUUUUUUGAAUUAUUCCAACAUAAACGGAAAACGACCACCAUAUGUUUCCAAACCUACGAAUUUUCGGAAGUAA
This is a messenger RNA of Henningerozyma blattae CBS 6284, 2040 nucleotides long. It is a transcript of the gene SWP82, whose product is annotated as Swp82p. The record is from RefSeq and is a predicted model, not a curated record. Lineage: Eukaryota; Fungi; Ascomycota; Saccharomycetes; Saccharomycetales; Saccharomycetaceae. The transcript has a single exon. The coding region runs from base 1 to 2040 and encodes 679 amino acids.